AUGGCCAAGAAACGACGUCAUUUACAGGGAUCAUCAUCAACCUUGCGAACGUCUUCUGGAACAUCUCGAGACACUGCUAUUGGCUUGAAUAAAUCGCUUUAUAAAUUGGAAAGAUACUAUGAUCAAUUAAGUGAAGAAGUGGUUGACAUUCCAGCAAGUUUAGAUCGUACAGUAUUGCUUCAAAGUCUUGUGGCACUUAUCGUACAGAAUACGCUACUAGUUAUUCAGGGAGUCUCAAUAACUCAAAUUGUGCUGUUCCUUGGAAGUGCUAUCUGGAUGAUGAGGAAGAGCAUUGUGACAAUGUUUUUGCCAUAUGCUUCUCUUCAAGUUUGCCGCAUAUCUACAAUUUUUCUAAUGCUUGCUGUGUUUAAAGUGAUACUGUACUACUUUGAAUUAUUCUUGAGCACGACAGAGCUUGUGAAUUUUGCAAUAAUAUGUCAGCUGGAUGUAGCAUCGAUGUAUUUUGAUACUAAUCCUAACCGUCGGCAUGCAUACAAAACGAUCAUCGUGGCUGCAAUUGAAACGACGUUGUUGACCGCAGGGUUUUGGAAGUUUCCAUUUCAUACGAAAGCGGUUAUCAUUGAUACAACUGCAUUCAUACUUACGACAUUGUCAGCAUUCGUGCACACGGUAAUUCUGCUUACGGCAAAACAUAUUGUGCUCAGUGGCUUCAGUUUGGACACAAAUGGCAAAUUUGCAAGGACGCAACAGCGUGGAGCCAAAUUGCUCGAGAGGUUAUGGCACGAUAUAGAUUGCUCGGAAUCAGAAGAGCUCGUGGCGGGGUUUAUUGGGACGUCAAAGGCAAAGCGCAAAACACGUGCUAGCACUAUGAAGACAACCAACGCAUGCAGCAAUGACGGCUUGGAUCUAACGCUGCAAACCCAGCAGCAAUCGCCUUAUAACGAACCGCGCGUGCAGCUCGCAAUUUUGAUGCUGAUCCAGAUACUUCUCCUGCUGUUGCAAAUAUUGCUUUCUGCUUUCGUCGCGUUUUCAUGGGAGGUGAUAAGCGUGCUUAUUUUAAGCAGUUCUCAUGUGCUCUGGACCCUUGGCCAAGUGCGACGACAACUACUUUCUCGCCGCGUAAUCAGACCCACGGACCCAAAACUCAAGAUCGUGUAG
Messenger RNA from Peronospora belbahrii, 1119 nucleotides. Lineage: Eukaryota; Oomycota; Peronosporomycetes; Peronosporales; Peronosporaceae. The record is from the annotation of a GenBank genome assembly.